Messenger RNA from Topomyia yanbarensis, 1234 nucleotides. Its product is annotated as kelch-like protein 41b. NCBI's taxonomy places the organism in Eukaryota, Metazoa, Arthropoda, Insecta, Diptera, Culicidae. Gene Ontology annotation, molecular function: protein binding. Bases 150 to 1175 code for a protein of 341 amino acids. The transcript has 2 exons. Gene Ontology annotation, biological process: neurogenesis. Gene Ontology annotation, cellular component: cytosol. The record is from RefSeq and is a predicted model, not a curated record.
GCAUUAACGAAACCGGAAACAAUCCAAGCGUUUUGUAGCGUAUCCAACUUUCAGCACGGAAGGCGUCAAAAACUUUUUGCUAGCAAAAACGAAUCGAAGUAACCAUAUCUUUGAAUAAAUCUCGUGAAGCAGCCGGACCGGUGCCCAAAAUGCCAAGAACGGAGUCCCUGUUGAACAGUAAAACCAUGUCGGAUGUCACCUUUACAGUGGGAUCCAGCAAACAUCAAAUUUACGCUCAUAAGAUGAUCCUGAUGAACGCCUCGGAUCAUUUUCUCGACCUGUUUGAAAAUUCGCAGAUCACCGAGAUUUCACUGGAAGACGUUGCGCCGAACAUUGUCCUGGAGAUACUACGUUUUCUGUACUGUGAGAAAAUCAAUCUCACCUCGGACAAUAGUCGUAAAAUUUUCUUACAAGCGAAGAAAUGGUCCCUGGGAAAGGUGAUGGAAGCGGUUGCGAACUUUCUGAAACAAAGCAUCGACUCGCAAAAUGUGCUUAAGAUGCUGAUGGAAAAUCGAUUCUACGAAUUGAAGACUGUUGAGGAGAUGUGUUUGCAAAUAAUUUGCGAUAAUCCUUUUCAUUACUUCGAGCAUAACGAUUAUUGGUUGCUGGACCGCGAAUCGCUCAAACUGAUCGUUACUGCUAAGACCAUCAAUUGUUCCAAAGAUCAAUUGAUGGAGAUUGUGGAUAAAAGGGCGUACAACGAUAAUUUGGAUUUCGCUGAUUUGAGAGUAGCUAUCGAAAGCUCUAAUCCAUUGUUUGCCUGUAAUCAACUAAGAUUCUUUGGAACACUCAAAAAGGAGUAUACUUCCAGAACAGACUUUUGCUUUACUUCGUCUAAUCCUCAUUUCAGCGGUAUAACAUUGAUCGGAAUAGGAGUACUUUUCAAAACGCGCGAACAAAAUGUCAAAAUAACCGUUAAUGGAACAUUUAUCAGAAAAACUUAUGCAUUCAGAAACCCCUGCGUAGAUACAGUGAACAUUGUUGAUAUUUUCUUUAAGCAUUAUGACAUAAAAUUUGACCAUUCGGUUUCGUUUUUUAUUACCUUUCAUCCAGAGGUAGAAGAUUUAUGCUUGGAUUCUCCCAAAACGUACCACAGCCACAUCGGAGUAGAACAGAAUGACCCGUGUUCACCUAUCGCCCAUUUCUACUAUAAAAACAUCGAGCAAAAGUCUUAAAAAUGUUUACUACUGUAAUAAGGUGCACUUGAAUUAUUAAUUGAAAUAAAAGCACUUUG